This is a messenger RNA of Prorocentrum cordatum, 1493 nucleotides long. Lineage: Eukaryota; Dinophyceae; Prorocentrales; Prorocentraceae. The record is from the annotation of a GenBank genome assembly.
AGUAUAUCGGAGUUCGGCUCGAUACAUCCAUGCCCUAUUGAGAGGCAAACGCCAGGGAGCAAACCGCCAGCAGCCAUGGCGGACUUCGACAGGAGUUGUUUAACAGAGACUCUGGUUGUCCCGAUUUCUCAAAAAUGAACUCGUCGGCAUGAACCGUGGAAUCAGUCCAAGAACGCUACAGGGUGCUGUCCAGAAGAUGGCCAGAGGAAGAUACAAGGAUAACGCUGACAUUUCGAUAGAGACGAUUGUAGGUGCAGGCCCAAAGCUGCUCCAGUAUCUGACCACAGUCUUCAACAGCAUCUCAAGAUAAUGCUGAAUUCCUGAUGGCUGGCACGUCACGUUCUUCACGCUGUUCUGAAAAACAGGUGGCCUGACAGAACCAGCUCAUUGGCGUCCGAUUGCGACUUUACGUGUGCUGUACAAGCUGUUCGCGAUGGUCUUGCAUGGUCGGCUUAAACAGAGCUAGCAAGGACAACGAGCAGACGCAUUCAUGGGUUUCAUGUUGGGCAGGGGCGCGGAGGAUGCUUCCUUCAUCUCUGAAAUUGCACUCGCGAGGCCGAUCGAAUUCCAAAUGCCGGGGCUCUCCGAAGCUCUUGAGGUAGAGGGUGUAUAUCGUCCAUACUCCGCACUCUUGACAGAGAUCAGCGGCGGCUAGAUGGGCACGCUGAAGAAUCAGCGGCUCUUCGAUCUCCGGUUGGGUGUUCAACACGGUGACGUUCUGAGUCUUUUGCUCUUCAACGUUGCUUCAGAGCUUGUCGUGAGAAGACGGUCGCGUCUUCUGAGCUCCCACGGAAUCAAGAUCGAGCCCGGUCUAUAUGGUCAUCGUGUGACCAACAUAAAGUUCGCCGAUGAUUUAUAUCAUCAUACACGCCACCAGUCUGAACGAAUUGACGUCAAUGCUAGAGUAUCUCGCCGAAGAGCUUCACCGUGUCGGCUUAGAGCCGAAUGCGAAGAACAGCUAAACAAACAUAUAUAUGUAUGUGUAUCUAUAUAUCUAUAUGUAUAUAUAUAAAUAUAUAUUCACUUUGGACAGAGACUUCGUCCAAGGUUGCAGACCAACAUUUGUCGACGUUUCCAGCGGUCUCAUUGAGGUCGCCAGGGAAGGCGAUUUCCACGUGUACCUGGGCAGCAAGUAUCUGGGCAACUUGAAGACCACGGGAAAGACGAUCUUGGCAAACCAGCUGUGCUGCGCAUGGGCGCACUAUCACGCGCUCCCGUCUGCUCUGACCAUCUGGCACGUGGAUCUGCUUCUCAGAUUCCGCCUUUUUGACGGCAUCGUCGCGCCAACUGCGCAGUAUGGUCUCGCGACAGCUUCCCUGACUGCUGCCGGCUUCGACAAGUUCGCUUCCACGCGGAGACAUGAUGGGUGGCAACGUCAACCACGACAUCGAUGAAUGGUCAGACGUGUACAGGCCGGUUUGAGACAAAUGUCCACAAACCAUACAGCGCCGAUCUAUUCGCUUAUGGGCAGAUGAAUGGCGCAAGUUGAAGCA